GCACAUUCAACCAACAGCAGCCUUCGAGGAAGCAACACACAGCAGUCAUCACAUUUGACAGACAAUACAUACAAUGUCGCAAAUGCACAAUACCGCAUUCUACAAGGACGCUCUGGUUGCCCAGCAAAAUAAUACCUGUUCACCGAUGGAGGAAAUUGAACCGAACUACAUCGACAACCUGCACAUUAUAUUUUUCGAGCAGAUUUUCGAAGAGAUCGACAAUCUGAUCGAUCAGGUACGCAUGGCUAGGGCCUAUCCACAGUUCAUGCCACAGAUUCUCAAGUUCUGGCAGAGGCGACUGCACCUGAUCAUCGGUCCAAAUACACCAUUCCUUGGACUCCUGGACAUCGAUGACUAUGUCUUCUUUAUGGAACACAUGGCUGAUAGCUUCACGGAUCUGCACGUUCACGACGGCGUUGGUUCCUUUUCUGAAUUCUACGACUAUAUCACACACCUGUGCGAUAUCAAUAUCACCAAGUUUCCCAAGGUGGACACUUGCAUAUUGGCGGGCAAUCCCAACACAGUGGUCGAUGAGGACAUCCGCGACUUGACGGUAAUGUUGCCCAAUCUCAAGCGCCUAAUGACCUGCAUGAAUCUAUCUGGCUUAUAUAUGCGUGGCUUCAAGAAGUUGGAGGAGCUGGUAUUCAACUCCUUGUACCAUUCGGUGCCAUUGGAUAGCCGCUGGAUUCAGGAUAUCUGUCUGACAAUGACCAAUUUGAGAGUCCUUGACAUUACCGAUCAGUUCGACAGUUGUGUGAGACUCACAGACAUCAAAUUGCCCAAUCUGGAAGUGCUAAAAAUCAACUUGAGCACCGUAGAAUGCAUGCUAUCGGAGGUGCUGCAGUUGCCCAAGUUACAGAAACUAUCCGUGCGAUUCGAUGAUUCGCGGCAAUUGAACGCAGAUCAGGAGACCAUCUUCCAGCAGAUUGUGGUGGCCAAAAGCGAAAGGAUCACCCGAAUUGCCCUGAACAACGAAGUGGUUCAAUUGCCAGCUCGGUGGCAGCAAAGUUUGCUCCUCGAACUGCCCAAGCUGAGGAAGGUGAUAUGCGAGAAUUGGUGCCACAAUGAUUUCUUCCUGGAUCGCCAGCACAUGCCCUGCCAACAAAUGGAGGUGCUCAGCUUCAGUGGCUGGGAGAUUGUGCGGGAGACUCAGCUCCUGGAACUGGUCGCCGAGUGCGUCAAUCUGGAGCACUUGGCUCUGAACGGCUACCACAGCAACUGGGAGAAACUUACUAAGCUCGUGAAUAUUCGCAAUCAGGAAAGGAAUCCCAGACCACUGCAGGUGUUCAGCGACAUGAUGUGGGGCAACUUCACACCCGAGGAAUAUUAUCACUGGCAGAGCAACAAAUAUGUUCAGGUCACCUGUGACAGCAGCGAAUACGAAUAUCAGGAGGAUGGUUUCGAGUUUGAUUUUGAGUGAAUAACAGCUCAACAAUUUUACCAAUUGUAUAUACUCCUAAACAAAUAUUUUUUUUCAUGAAUUUUGUAAUUUUUUAUAUUUUCUAUUGUAUAUAAAUAAGACGCACUGGCUAAAUC
Molecule: messenger RNA, 1536 nt
Organism: Drosophila melanogaster (fruit fly)
Lineage: Eukaryota; Metazoa; Arthropoda; Insecta; Diptera; Drosophilidae
Gene: bard
Product: bard
Exons: 1
Coding region: 74-1420 (448 amino acids)
Source: RefSeq, marked reviewed